Messenger RNA from Acinonyx jubatus (cheetah), 5840 nucleotides. It is a transcript of the gene MARK2, whose product is annotated as microtubule affinity regulating kinase 2. Gene Ontology annotation, biological process: microtubule cytoskeleton organization; intracellular signal transduction; protein phosphorylation. NCBI's taxonomy places the organism in Eukaryota, Metazoa, Chordata, Mammalia, Carnivora, Felidae. The record is from RefSeq and is a predicted model, not a curated record. Bases 1703 to 3967 code for a protein of 754 amino acids. Gene Ontology annotation, molecular function: protein serine/threonine kinase activity; tau-protein kinase activity; ATP binding. Gene Ontology annotation, cellular component: cytoplasm. The transcript has 19 exons.
GGGGACCGUGAGGAACAGGCAAGUGGUGGCGUGGACACGGAAGCCCUGGGCUCCAGUCCCGCUCUGUGCUGGGAGGCCGUGGGACCUUGGGCAAGUCUCACACCUUCUGUGCUUCAGUUUCUCACAUGUAACGUGAGGAUGCUACCUAUAAGGGUGGGGAGCGUAGGAAAUACGUGGCAGCAGAAGGUAGUGUCAGAAACAUCAAAUCUGUUGGCCAGGGCUCAUGUGUUAGGUGAACACUGAGUAGUGUGGUCUCCCUGGGAUCUGUGCUCAGGUGCUGGGCGGGGCGGGGGGGAUGCACAGAGGAGCCUUCGUUUGCCCUUCCAUAGAGGGGUUUAUGGCCUACCAGCAUGAGAUCUCUCAAGAGUUUCUUAGUGGGAAAGAUCCUAACCGGAGAAAUGGAAGGAAUUCGAAGUAGAUCUGGGAGCCAGAAGAAAGGUGUGCCCAGGACUCAGAACUCAGACAAGGGGGGUCUCCAGGAGCCCCAUGUUAAGCAGGUGCCCAGACAGCAGGGCUUUGCAGGGGGAAGGCAUGAGCUCCGGCAUCCCUGCUGCCCCCAGCCCUCCAAGUUCUUAAAACAGUAUCGUUGGGGUGGGAGGGGGGCGGUGAUGGAGACUACCAGGAGGUUAGGCAGGAGCCUAGGGAUGGACUCCCAGAAGCAGGGCUGGAAGGGACUCAGAGGGACAUUUGGUUGGUUCUCCAUCUUUUGGGCAAGUUGUAGGAUUAAAUGCCUCAUUCUGUAUCAGUGACGAAGGUUUUUAGUCUAGAACCCAUCGACCUCUAAAGGGGCUUCUUCACGGGGUCCCAGAACUCCCUGAAAUGAUGUCCAGAAUAUUUUAUGUCUAAGUGGAUUAUGCGUUUUCUAAGUUAAACACUGCUUUUUGUGAAGCAGGAGGUCCAUCUGCCACUGUUGGAUGGCUGGUUUCUGCUUAACCCCCGCCUUGUUCUCCGCGGGUAGUUUGCCGGUCCAGCAGCAAGGCUGCUGCUCUCUGGGUCGGCACGCCUGAUGCACGCACACGCCUCCCAGCCAAUUGGAGCCCCUACCCAGGUCCCACCUGCUGCGGGUGAGAGAAGGACUUUUAUGACCGCCCUGGCUGGAGUGAGGCUCCUCACCCUCUCCCAGCUGUUACCCGGCAAAGCACCUUGGGGAGGGUGGGGCAGCCCGCUUCCGGGGAGGGGGAGGGGAAGGGAGAAGGAAGUUGAUCUAAACCCGCCUCUUUCUCUCUCUCUGUCUGCCUUCCUUCCCCUUCCCUUCCUGCCCCUUUCCUCCCACCUUGCUCCCGGUGUAGUGUCCCGGGACGGCGUGCAUUUUCUGGCCACCAGGCCCUGGCCUGCGGGAAGCUGUGGGGCUUUUCGUCCCUGUUGCUCUCCUUGCCAAGCCCGGUCUCCCUCUGCUACUGGUGGUUUCGGUUGCGACACAGUCCAGGUUCCCAGGCAGGAGCUGCUCAGGCCUGGCUGCUUCACUGUUUUUCACUGAGGAGGUGGUGGAAGGUGUCGCCUGCUUCGGCUGAGUAAGGGUGGCUGGCAGAGCCGGCAGCCCCCGCCCUGGGCCUGGCUCUUCCCGGCCUCUGUACUUUGCCCUCGCUGCCUGACAGGUUCUGCUGUGGGCUCCGCUGAAUGGAAGCUGCCGGUAGUCCUUGUCCCUUUCUCCAGCCGGCCCACCUUGGGACACCUUGACCCCAAGCCCAGCAGUAAGUCCAACAUGCUGCGGGGCCGCAACUCAGCCGCCUCUGCUGACGAGCAGCCCCAUAUCGGCAACUACCGGCUCCUUAAGACCAUCGGCAAGGGCAACUUCGCCAAGGUGAAGCUGGCCCGGCACAUCCUGACCGGGAAGGAGGUAGCUGUGAAGAUCAUUGACAAGACUCAACUGAACUCCUCCAGCCUCCAGAAACUAUUCCGUGAAGUAAGAAUAAUGAAGGUUUUGAAUCAUCCCAACAUAGUUAAGUUAUUUGAAGUGAUCGAGACUGAAAAAACUCUCUACCUUGUCAUGGAGUACGCUAGCGGAGGAGAGGUGUUUGAUUACCUGGUGGCUCAUGGCAGGAUGAAAGAAAAAGAGGCUCGAGCCAAAUUCCGCCAGAUAGUGUCUGCUGUGCAGUACUGUCACCAGAAGUUUAUUGUUCAUAGAGACUUAAAGGCGGAAAACCUGCUCUUGGAUGCUGAUAUGAACAUCAAGAUUGCAGACUUCGGCUUCAGCAACGAAUUCACCUUUGGGAACAAGCUGGAUACCUUCUGCGGCAGUCCCCCGUAUGCUGCCCCAGAGCUCUUCCAGGGCAAAAAGUAUGACGGACCCGAGGUGGAUGUGUGGAGCCUGGGAGUUAUCCUGUAUACACUGGUCAGCGGGUCCCUGCCUUUUGAUGGACAGAACCUCAAGGAGCUACGGGAGCGGGUACUGAGGGGAAAAUACCGCAUUCCGUUCUACAUGUCCACGGACUGUGAAAACCUGCUUAAGAAAUUUCUCAUUCUCAAUCCCAGCAAGAGAGGCACUUUAGAGCAAAUCAUGAAAGAUCGAUGGAUGAAUGUGGGUCACGAAGAUGACGAAUUAAAGCCUUAUGUGGAGCCACUCCCUGACUACAAGGACCCCCGGCGGACAGAAUUGAUGGUGUCCAUGGGUUACACACGGGAAGAGAUCCAGGACUCACUGGUGGGCCAGAGGUACAACGAGGUGAUGGCCACCUAUCUGCUCCUGGGCUACAAGAGCUCUGAGCUGGAGGGUGACACCAUCACCUUGAAGCCCCGGCCUUCAGCUGAUCUGACCAAUAGCAAUGCCCCUUCCCCCUCCCACAAGGUACAGCGUAGCGUCUCGGCCAACCCCAAGCAGCGGCGCUUCAGUGACCAGGCUGGUCCUGCCAUUCCCACGUCCAAUUCCUACUCUAAGAAGACUCAGAGUAAUAACGCAGAAAAUAAGCGGCCUGAGGACGACCGGGAGUCAGGGCGGAAGGCCAGCAGCACAGCCAAAGUGCCCGCCAGCCCCUUGCCCGGCCUGGAGAGGAAGAAGACCACCCCCACCCCUUCCACGAACAGCGUCCUCUCCACCAGCACAAACCGAAGCAGGAAUUCCCCCCUUUUGGAGAGGGCCAGCCUUGGCCAGGCCUCCAUCCAGAAUGGCAAAGACAGCCUAACCAUGCCAGGGUCCCGGGCCUCCACGGCUUCUGCUUCCGCCGCAGUCUCUGCGGCCCGGCCCCGCCAGCACCAGAAAUCCAUGUCGGCCUCCGUGCACCCCAACAAGGCCACUGGGCUGCCCCCCACGGACAGUAACUGUGAGGUGCCGCGGCCCAGCACGGCCCCCCAGCGUGUCCCUGUCGCCUCCCCCUCCGCCCACAACAUCAGCAGCAGUGGUGGAGCCCCAGACCGAACUAAUUUCCCCCGGGGCGUGUCCAGUCGAAGCACCUUCCACGCUGGGCAGCUCCGGCAGGUGCGGGACCAGCAGAAUUUGCCCUACGGUGUGACCCCAGCGUCUCCCUCUGGCAACAGCCAGGGCCGGCGGGGGGCCUCGGGGAGCAUCUUUAGCAAAUUCACUUCCAAGUUUGUACGCAGAAAUCUGUCUUUCAGGUUUGCCAGAAGGAACCUGAAUGAACCUGAAAGCAAAGACCGAGUGGAGACGCUCAGACCUCACGUGGUGGGCGGCGGAGGCACUGACAAAGAAAAGGAGGAGUUUCGGGAGGCCAAGCCGCGCUCCCUACGCUUCACGUGGAGUAUGAAGACCACGAGCUCCAUGGAGCCCAAUGAGAUGAUGCGGGAGAUCCGCAAGGUGCUGGACGCAAACAGCUGCCAGAGCGAGCUGCACGAGAAGUACAUGCUGCUGUGCAUGCACGGCACGCCGGGCCACGAGAACUUCGUGCAGUGGGAGAUGGAGGUGUGCAAACUGCCGCGGCUGUCUCUCAACGGCGUGCGAUUUAAGCGGAUAUCGGGCACCUCCAUGGCCUUCAAAAACAUUGCCUCCAAAAUAGCCAACGAGCUCAAGCUUUAACAGGCUGCCGGGAGUGGGGGGCGACGGAGGCGGGCCAGCUGGACGUAGCUGCUGGGGCCGGGCUCCGACCCACCUGGGCGAGACUGCAGAGAUGGAUUGGUCUGUCUCCCCCUGCUGGCGCUUCUCUCCUCCCGCCCUCCUUGGUUUUUUUUUUCUUCUUCCAUGUUUGGGGGGGGACGGGAGACGGUUCUUGCCCCCCAACAUUUGCCCCUGCCCAGAAAGUCCCCCCCUUCCCCCCUCUCCCCCACAGGAGGUCAAGGAAGGGGGGGGAGGGGUGGGGGGGCGGGGCUCUCCCUCGGUACUGCGGUUGCACAGAGUAUUUCGCCUAAACCAAGAAAUUUUUUAUUACCAAAAAGAAAAAGGAAAAAAAAAAAAUCCCAGCGGCCACCUUUCCUCCCCGCCCCAUCGGGACAGUUGAGACUGGAUCUGUGGGGUUUCCCGGGAGGGUGGCUCAGGGCUGGAACACUCUCAGGCAAGAGUGGUGGAGCUCCCCGUCAGGCCCUCCGCCAGGCCCACUUUGGGCUUCUCCCCUCUCCUUCCCUCCUUCCCCUCCAAGCAAACCACCAGAGGUGGCCUUCCCCUGACCUCGGGCCCCAGGGCUGGAGGCCCGGAUGGCCGGGCCGGGGACCGGGGGGCUGGGGGCGGGGCGCUGCGCAGCCCUGAAGUUGGGGGGUGGGGGGCGGCGGCAGCUCCGGGCUGGCAGGCGCGGCCCGGGGCCCCGGCCCCCUCCACACUGUAUCCUCUGCCCCUCCUUCCCCAGAGCCGGGCAUUUCCUUCCACAAGCUGCUGUGGGGACUUUUGUUCCCCUCCUCAAAAGUCUGUGCCAUCUUCUCCCACCCCUCCUGGGUAGAAGGCGGGGCUGACCCCGGGCCGGGAGAGGGGAGGGGACUGCAGGGCAGAUGGGCUCCUCGGCCCCCAGGGGGCCGCCUGGGCUGCUAGUCUCCGGAACAGGGAUGCUGGGCACUCUCCAUCAGGGGAGAGCCUUUGUCUGAAAGCACAGCCCCUCGCCGUUCCUCUCCCCUGCCCCUUCAUUGGCAUUAAUCUGGGCACCAGCUAGUUCCAUAGCAGGGACUCCCCCCUCACCACUCAUCUCGGCCUUGCCUUUUCUUCCUGACACUGUCGCCCCUCCUCUCAGGAGACACUGCCCAGGGCCUCCACGGGCCCGCUGGCAGGAGGCUGGAUAGGGCAGCAGGGCCGGGAGCAUCUGCCCUCCAGGGGGUGGGGGGACAGACAGGCCUAGUGACUCCCAGCUUGCUAACCUCCUCGGCCAGUGUGGGAGUGGCUGGUCAUGGGCGCUUGGCUGGUGGCGGCCGCCGCAUCCCUUAAUUUAUUUCUCUGCUGUUUCUGUUCCUGAGAAGUUGGGGGAGGGGGUCCUGCCGAGGCUGCCCCCACCCUCACCUGAGUUGUACAUUUUUUUUUUGUGAUGGGUUUUAUUUUUUAUUUUAUUAUUUUAUUUUUUUCUUUUUUUGAUUUAUGAUGACUCCACCCCUACUCAUCACCCCCCUGUUCCCAGCCCAGGCUCCGCGGCAAGGCGAGCCCUUGGGUCCCAGGAAGGGGCCUAGCCAACCUCAGCCCUCCUGCUCCAGGCCCUGACUGCAGGCUCUGUGGGCUCGGGCUCAGGCUCCGACCAAGGGCUCCCCCUCUCUCCCUUCUUCCCUCUCUUCCUCCCUCCCCAUCCCUCCUGCCCAGUGGAACAGCCCGGGUGCUCUUCUGAGGGGCCUGGAGGGCAUGGCUUGGCUCCCAGAGAGGGUGGUGGCCCGUGGGGGGGGCCUCCCAGGCAAGGUGGCCCCUCCCCACCCGCCCCCCCCCCCCCACCCGCACUUAGUUUCUCCUCUGGAUCAAACACGUAAUAAAGAGAAUGUUUGGAAUCUGA